Molecule: messenger RNA, 1275 nt
Organism: Dictyostelium purpureum
Lineage: Eukaryota; Evosea; Eumycetozoa; Dictyosteliales; Dictyosteliaceae
Product: succinate-CoA ligase (GDP-forming)
Exons: 2
Coding region: 1-1275 (424 amino acids)
Biological process (GO): tricarboxylic acid cycle; succinyl-CoA metabolic process
Cellular component (GO): succinate-CoA ligase complex; mitochondrion
Molecular function (GO): ATP binding; succinate-CoA ligase (GDP-forming) activity; metal ion binding
Source: RefSeq, a predicted model, not a curated record
AUGUCAUAUUUUAAUUCAGUCAGAACUCCACUUGUUAAAACUAUUGGAUUUUUAAAAUUCAAUCCAAGUACUUAUCAAGUUAGACAUUUAGAUUUACAUGAAUAUCAAAGUAAACAAUUAAUGGAUAAAUUUGGUGUUAAUACCCAAAAAUGGAGAGUCGUUAAACAAGCAAACGAAGCAACCAAAGCUGCAGACGAAUUAAAUGCUAAGGAAUUAGUAGUUAAAGCACAAGUACAUGCUGGUGGUAGAGGUAAAGGUCAUUUCAUCGAAACUGGUUUCAAAGGUGGUGUUCAUCUCUGUAAAACUGGUAAAGAAGCUGAACGUCUUUGCAAAGAAAUGUUAGGAAAACAUUUAGUUACUAAACAAACCACUGCUGAAGGUACCAAAGUUCAAUCAGUUAUGUUAGCAGAAUCAGUUGACCCAGCUCGUGAAUUAUAUUUAGCCAUUGUUAUGGAUCGUAAAUAUGGUGGCCCAGUUAUGAUCGCCUCACCAAAAGGUGGUGUUGAUAUCGAAAGUGUUGCUGAAGAAACUCCAGAACUUAUCUUUAAAGAACCAAUUGAUAUUAUUGGUGGUAUUAAAUCAGAACAAAGCAAACGUCUCGCUGAAAAAUUAGGUUUCACUGGUGAAAAAGUUGCCAUUGCUCAAAAACAAAUGGAAAAUCUUUAUCAAUUAUUCAUCAAAUGCGAUGCUACUCAAGUCGAAGUCAAUCCAUUCGCCGAAACUACCGAUGGUAAAAUUUAUGCCAUGGAUGCUAAAAUCAAUUUCGAUGAUAAUGCCUCAUUCCGUCAAAAAGAAAUUUUCGCCAUGAGAGAUUUUGCUGAAGAAGAUCAACGUGAAGUCGAAGCCUCCAAAUUUGGUCUCAACUAUAUUGGUCUCGAUGGUACUAUUGGUUGUAUGGUCAAUGGUGCUGGUUUAGCUAUGGCCACUAUGGAUAUCAUUAAAUUAAAGGGUGGUACACCAGCUAACUUCCUCGAUGUUGGUGGUAGUGCCUCAGAAGAAGCUGUCACUGAAGCUUUCAAAAUUGUUACCAAAGAUCCAAGAGUCAAAUCUAUUUUAGUUAAUAUUUUCGGUGGUAUCAUGAAAUGUGAUAUCAUUGCCUCAGGUAUUGUCAAUGCCUCAAAACAAAUUGGUUUAACAAUUCCAUUAGUUGUCCGUUUAGAAGGUACCAACGUCCAACUUGGUAAACAAAUUUUAGAAAAAUCUGGUUUAAAUAUUAUUACUGCUAAUGAUUUAGACGAUGCCGCCGUUAAAGCUGUUGCAACUUUAAAAAAUUAA